Messenger RNA from Saprolegnia parasitica CBS 223.65, 2313 nucleotides. RefSeq names its product TKL protein kinase. Bases 1 to 2313 code for a protein of 770 amino acids. Gene Ontology annotation, biological process: protein phosphorylation. The record is from RefSeq and is a predicted model, not a curated record. Gene Ontology annotation, molecular function: ATP binding; protein kinase activity; protein binding. NCBI's taxonomy places the organism in Eukaryota, Oomycota, Saprolegniomycetes, Saprolegniales, Saprolegniaceae. The transcript is spliced from 21 exons.
AUGCAAGGCGAAGACCAGCUCUUUGACGCACUGCGCGAAAAGCGCAAUCCUGACGCCACGCGCAUUCUCCAAAAUAUCUACAUCCACGCCAGCCUCCGUGACAGCUCUGAGACGCCGUUGCUGCUACUGGUCGUAGCCACGCAGGAUCUGUCGCUGCUUCAAGCGUUGCUUCCCAAACCCGACCUCGAGAUCGAUGCUAAAGACACGGCGGGUCGCACAGCUCUCACAGUCGCGAUUACCACGGGCAACGUGAAGGCAGCUAUUGCGCUGCUACAAGCGGGCGCAUCCGUCGAUUUCGUUGACAAGAAUCUACGUGCUUCAACACCAGCCUUGGGCGCCGCUUUACGCCAAGCAGCCUCCACCAACGACGACAGCACUGUGGCUCAACUAUUGCGUCUGGGCGUUAGCUGCUCAUUGGCCAACGAGGGAGGCGCGACGGCGUUGCAUAUGGCGGCAGCCCACGGCCACGCGUCCAUCCUCACGACACUGCUUCAAGAAGUGCGUGAUAACGACGGCAUCAACACCCCUAAUCAUAGUCACCCCUUUUUGUCGCUGCUGCCCGGCGGCCAUGCCGACGCUGUCGAGGCCCUUAUCCUUGGCAACGCAAGCAUGCACUGCGUCUCGAAUACUGACGCGACGUUGCUGCACGCGGCCGUCCUUGGCGGCAACACGAGCGUCCUGGACCAACUCUUCUUGUUUUGCAGCGAUGCCAAAGAUGUCUGUGAUGAGAUGGGUCAAACGCCGCUGCAUGUCGCGGCUGCCAAGAAUCUCGUUAAUGCCGUGAAGUACCUCGUCAAGGCCAAGGCCAACGUCGUUGCAACGACAAUAACGGGCAAGACGCCAUUGAUGCUAGCGACCGACCGCCGCGUCAUCGCCAUCUUGCAACAGGCUCAAAGCAAGGGCAAACUGAAGAAAACUCUGCUCUCGGACGCCGAGCUCGACCAACUCGUCGACCGUAUCUGCAGCUCGGAGGUGAUGCUGAACAAACUUGUCGAGCGAAUUUGCAACCGCCUCGACGUCGGCCUCGAAGUUUUGAAGAACUCGGUGGAUCGACCCGAGGGCACUCAAAGCGCAAACGCGCGUGUCCAAGCUGUGUACGUCAACGACGCCAGCCAAGAGCGAACGCUGGUGACCGACGACAGGGAUUCCAACGCUGCGAACGAGGCGGGCGACUCUCCUCUGCAUCUCGCAGUGCAAGCCAACGACCACAAGACGUUGAUGUCGCUUUUGCGAACACCCAGCAUCCAAGUUGACGUCCACAAUGCGGCGGGCGUGACGCCGAUGGUUUUGGCCAUCCAAAUGGGCCACCGACACCUUGCGACGAUGCUUCAGACAGCUGCACAGCGUACCAUCCCCAGCGUGCUGACCACGGUCAUUAAGAUGGACCAAUCUAGUCCAAUCUAUGGCACCAUGUACAGGUGCAACUCGCCGUACGUGCAGGAGCUGCUCGCCGUCUCGGGAGUCGGCACAACAAGUCCCAAGCUCGUGCUCGAGUACAUGGAUGCGGGUGAUUUGCGCAGCUACCUCGACGCCAAGCGACUCGGUGAGCCCACCAAGGUCAACGUCUCACCACUGCAAGUCGCGUGGGUGAUUGCGAAUGCACUCGCCGAUUUACACAACAACAGUGUCUUCCACCACGACCUCGAGAGCUACAAUGUUCUUCUUUCGUCGACCAACUACAUUAAAGUGCUUGCAUUGACGAGCAACUACAGCUUCGCAGCUGACAUUUACUCGUUUGGCGUCAUCUUGACGGAGCUCGACACGCUUCAGAUGCCAUUUCACGAUGUCAAGGGCCUCGGGUACUGGGGAAUCAUUGACGGAGUGCGUCUCGGCAACCUCCGUCCGACAGUAAGCGCCAGCUGUCCGCAGUGGCUGCGAGAUCUCGCCAACGCCUGUCUAUCGUUUGACCCGACGCAGCGUCCGUCAGCGCAAAAGAUUGUCGAGUUGCUUCAGAAUCUGGUCGGGCGCAGCAAAGAAGAAGCGCCAGCUGUCGUCACGCCCGCGUCGUUCCUCGCACCUAAAGUGUCAACGACGGCCUCGAACGGGAAGCUCCUGAGCACGCGCGUCGUGUGCCAGCUCUGCCAAACCUCCAGCUCCCUCCUGCAGACGCACUGCGAAGGCUGCGCGGAAGAGCUCGCUCCAGCCGCAUCCAAGAUCAAGGUCCUUCUAAAGCGUCUCUUGGUGGCCAAGAAGAACGGGCUCGAGACUUACGACGGCCUUGUCGUCUGCGAGGAAGAGCUUCCGACCGACAUCGAGAAGCUGCGCAUUCUCAUUCUGCGCAUCGAGCAAGCCACCAAGUCGACGAAGGUCUGA